GGGGAGGAAGUGAAUCAACUACCCAGACUACCUGUUGAGAACUGCCUGUGAGGACCUACAUUACCCACCCGACAAGUCCUCCCCCUCCACUGAUACUAUGAGGAGUGUAGCCGUACUAGUGGUUGUGGUGGCAGGGGUGUGUGCUCUCCCCGCCAAGCUGAGUGACCACACGGCACCAGCUUCCCCAGUCUUGGUGAAGGACGUGGACGAUAUACGCAUCCAGGUGACGGAGCCUCGUAAAGGUGAGUACGGCGUGCAGGUGUACCAGCAGGUAGAGGAGGCCACAACCCACCUCCCGACACAAGUGUGGACACUCCCUCCAGGAUGGCACCUUCCGGGCAAGAAAGAUUCCCGAGUGGUUCACGCGGAGCUGCUCUCUACUGGCGACGUGGUGGUGGUGGUCUUCAGCCUGCAGCACGGCCUAGACCUCGUCCUGCUACCCAAGGAAUUCUUCCAGACCACAACAACAACAACCACCACAACACCAAAGAGUCACUCACAUGAGACCAUCGUGUUCCCGCAGGUGUCGGAGGAGUGGCACCCGACAGUGUCCACCCCGGCAGCAGAACGCUGGUCGUGGUCGCCACCUGAGGAAGAUGUGGCCACGCCUUCCUCCCUCCCGUACCCACCCAAGCCAGAUAAGGUGAAGGCGGCCAAGUAACAACACACUAUUACUGUUUGUUUACCUGUCCGGAAAUGUGUUUCUACGCCCAGUGGUAACCAGUGUCUCCAAACGGCAACGUUGCAGUAGUAGUAUCACAGUUUAUGAAUGAAUGGGUAUUGGUCGUAUAACGAUGGUCGUGAUUGGUGGAUAGGUUUGCUAUAGGUCACAUAGGUUGGCCGUUUGGAGACACGAGUUACCUGUCUAAUUGUUUAUUUGUCUACUUGUCUAGUUUUCUACUUGUCUACCUGUCUGUCUGUCUACCGGUCAUUUUACAAACCAUAAUACAAAUUAAACAAUUAUGUAUUUACAAUGCUGACUAUACAGUGAUUCACCUACCUUUAAAUCUCAGACUAUUGGGUCACUAAUCCACCAAUCACAGACGGCUGGAUAUUCUGUCACUAAUCCACCAAUCACAAACAACUUAUUGUACUUUGAGGUCCUGGAGCAAAUCCUUAGAAAAAAAGUAAAUAAUUAUCAAUUAUUAUUAUGAUUAUAUUGAUAGUAGUAGCAGUAAUAGUAGUAGUAGUAGUAUAAGUAAUAGUAAUCAUAAUAUUGAUAAUUACUACACAGACACACGCACACAUUAGUCUCUGAAUAUUACUUUAUACACAGCUGAUUUGUUUCAAACUUAUUCACUAAUUAUCUUACCUGAGAAUCUAUCUAUCUAUCUAUCUAUCUGUGUCUGUUGUCUGUCUUUUUAUUUGUAAAACUAAUUAUAAGGUUUGUUAAAAGACAUAUAUUACAUAUUUCUCCUUAAUUAUCUUAAAUAAUAACAUAAUUCAUAAUAAUAAUAAUAAUGAUGAUAAUGAUGAUAAUAAUAAUAACAACAAUAAUAAGUUCACUACAAUAACAUUCUGAGAACAUGUACAGUAUAUCAUUAACACUGCAUCCGAUGAUUAUACAAAAUAUAACAUUAUCAUUUAAACGUAAUAAUACAUACACAUAAUUAUACAAAAGACUCAGUAUCAUACAUAACUCCAUUAAUUUAAUAUACACAUGAAUGCACAGACCUAUUUUCAUGGUAAUCAGGAAAAAUAGGUAUAUUUUUCGCCUAUUUCACCUAGCAUGUACCUAAUCGUGCCCGUUAAUUUGUAUGUUGUAUGCUUAAGAUAAAUUUUGUAUGUGGGUAUGAUGUUGUAUUGAUGAGAUAAAUUAUUGAAGCUAAA
This is a messenger RNA of Homarus americanus (American lobster), 1830 nucleotides long. RefSeq lists its product as uncharacterized. Lineage: Eukaryota; Metazoa; Arthropoda; Malacostraca; Decapoda; Nephropidae. Bases 98 to 661 code for a protein of 187 amino acids. The transcript has 3 exons. The record is from RefSeq and is a predicted model, not a curated record.